This is a messenger RNA of Puntigrus tetrazona (Sumatra barb), 4210 nucleotides long. RefSeq names its product solute carrier family 23 member 2. Lineage: Eukaryota; Metazoa; Chordata; Actinopteri; Cypriniformes; Cyprinidae. Gene Ontology annotation, cellular component: membrane. The transcript is spliced from 12 exons. Bases 311 to 2140 code for a protein of 609 amino acids. Gene Ontology annotation, biological process: transmembrane transport. The record is from RefSeq and is a predicted model, not a curated record. Gene Ontology annotation, molecular function: transmembrane transporter activity.
CUCUACUGGUCCUCCUCAUGCUCAGUCAGGGUUGCUUUAAUAUGCAUGAAAUCAACACAAACUCAGGGAGCACUCGUGCGGUCCUGCGGCCCUAUCAGUGUCCACAGCAGCGGUCCUCGGGCAGGCACAUGACUCCAAAACCCUCAGUCAAGCUGCCGAUUACACAAAUGCUAAGUUCAAGGCGCACGUAACGCGCAGCUCCGGUUUCCUUGACGACCAGCCUGACCAGCCGACUGCAAAGGCCAGUGUCUCUCGCUCUCUCUCUCUCUCUCAACUUCUCAGGAGUGUGGCCGCUGCCUACAGGUCAGCUAUGCAUCUCACUCAACAGGACCAAAAACUUGACAUUGUGUUGAGAAACCAGGGCGCCACAGUCUCGACUUUUGAAAUUUCAGAUGGCAGCCUUGAUCCUGAGAAGACUGUUAUUGCUAACCCCCAUGCCGACAGUCUGGACGAGGGUCUCGACUCGAAGCCUGAAGGCAACCUUAUCUACGCCAUCAACGAUCGACCACCAUGGUACCUCUGCAUUCUUCUGGGUUUCCAGCAUUACAUACUGGCUUUCGGUGGCAUCCUGGCAAUUCCUCUCAUCCUAGCCGAGCCGUUGUGCAUCAAAGAGAACAACUCUGCUAAAAGUCAGCUCAUCUCUACCAUCUUCUUCAUCUCAGGCGUUUGCACUUUGCUGCAGACCACUCUCGGGACCAGGCUGCCGAUCCUCCAAGGGGGGACGUUCACCUUCAUUACCCCUACUUUGGCUAUCCUUGCCCUUCCCAAGUGGAGAUGCCCAAACACGAGUGCCACUCCUGACCUCAACGCCACAGAUUCUGCAGCGCUCCUCGAGGAUGGCGAUGAGGUGUGGAAAGUCCGCAUCCGUGAGAUCCAGGGGGCCAUUCUAGUGGCUUCAAUGCUUCAGCUUGUUCUGGGGCUGUCGGGUCUCGUGGGCCUAGUGCUGCGGUUUAUCGGGCCGCUGGCCAUUGCUCCCACCAUCAACCUCAUCGGACUAUCGCUCUUCAUCCAGGCCGGACAGAAGUCAGGAGCCCACUGGGGAAUUGCAGCUUUAACUGUUUGCCUGAUCCUUCUCUUCUCCCAGUAUUUGAGCAAAGUUAACCUUCCUCUCAUUGCUUACAAGGACAAGAAGUGGAAAGUCUUCCAGUACCCUCUCUUUAAACUCUUUUCUGCUUUAUUUGGGAUGUGUGGAGCCUGGCUGGUGUGCUUCCUGCUGACAUAUUUCAAUGCUCUUCCCACAUCUCCGAAUGAAUACGGCUACAUGGCCAGGACAGACAUCAAUCUAGACGCAGUAAAAAGUGCUGCAUGGUUCUACGUGCCUUAUCCAGGACAGUGGGGUUUGCCUACUGUGAGUGUGUCGUCUGUACUAGGCAUGAUGGCUGGAGUACUGGCUUCAACAAUGGAGUCCAUUGGAGACUAUUAUGCGUGUGCUCGUCUCUCUGGAGCGCCUCCACCGCCUACGCAUGCUAUUAACCGUGGCAUUGCGGUGGAAGGCGUGGGCUGCAUCUUGGCUGCCCUGUGGGGUAGUGGUAAUGGCACCACCUCCUACAGUCAGAAUAUCGCCGCUCUGGGAAUUACAAGGGUUGGCAGCAGAUUGGUACUUCAGACCGCCGGGCUUCUUAUGAUCAUCCUGGGACUCUUUGGUAAAUUCAGCGCUGUUUUUAUAACUAUUCCAGACCCAGUCAUUGGUGGAAUGUUUCUCGUCAUGUUUGGGAUGGUAGCAGCGGUGGGAAUUUCUAAUCUUCAGUAUGUGGAUUUGAACUCUUCCAGGAAUCUCUUGAUUCUUGGAUUUUCAACCUUCAGUGGUCUUGUGCUCCCAACCUGGUUCCACUCAAACCCAGGCAUGAUUAACACAGGCAUAAAGGAGCUGGAUCAGCUCAUAAUGAUUCUCUUCACCACCCACAUGUUCAUCGGCGGAUUCUUUGGGUUUGUUUUGGACAACACAAUACCAGGAACAGAAGAAGAAAGAGGAAUAAAGAGCUGGAGGAAGGCAGUUCAUGAAGGCUCUCAAAUUCAUGUCAGCGAUCACUCUUGUUACAAUCUGCCUUUCUGUACUAACAUUAUUCAGAGGUUCAAAUUGCUCCACUACCUCCCGUUUCUCCCUUCAGUUAAGUCACAGGAACUGGGAACGCAUCUGUAGCGCAGGAGCUUACGGUGGUGAGGCUUGGUUUUGAAAUGGCACAUUCCAGGCAAGAGGUGAGCGACAUUCAGGCCUGGCUUAGGGGUUAGUUUAACCAGAAAUGAAAAUUAGCCCAUGUUGUACCCACCCUCAAAGCAUCCUAGGUGUAUGUGACUGUCUACUCUCAGACUAAUCAAAUUGGAGUUAUAUAAAAAAAAAAUUCCUUGCUCUUCCAUGAGCUUUAGAAUAAGAGUAGGCAGUUUUGGCAGCGAAUGGGUGCAUUUUUGUAUAUUAAAAUAUUAUUAAAUUUUGUCUAACUUUCGUAUGCGCAAGCCAUUCCAGAUGACAUAUGAUGCAGAUGACAUAGGAAGUAUGCGUAAACACCUGUGAUUAGUGACAAAUGCAAAAGUGUGCCGUUUUGUGAGAGUAAAACGACUAUCAAGAAAUUAGACGGAUUUGUAUGAGGAUUUCGAUAUAAGCCAAGAGGAGACAAAUUUUCCUUUGAUAAAGUUAGGAAAUUUAGUUUCCUUUGCUCCUUUAAGCAAUUUCACAAGGCUAGCAUGUCUCACCAGCGCAUACCUAUUUGUCCCCCAGAGCCAUGUGAGGCAGGUUUUAUUAUGGAUACAUAUACUUUGUUUGACUUUUGGACUGUUAAAAAAAAAACCUACUUCCAUCCUUAAGCUUGAAAGAGCAAGGAUAAUUCCUCUGAAAGUCAAAUAAACCUAGGAAGCCCUGAGGGAGAGUAAAACAUGGGCUAAUAAAAUAUUUGGGGUAAACUACCUCUUUAACUGAUCAAAAAAGCUGCCUCAGAAUUGCUGCAAUUUUGCACAGAAGUCAUACAACAACUGUUUUUAGAUUAUUAAAAUACACGAAGAUUCUUUGAAGGCUCCAACCAAACUACCUUAUGUAACCUAUUAGUAAAUUUACAACAUAAAAUGAAAGUUACUUUUUCAAAUAAGCAACACUCAUUGCUGUUCUAUUUAAUUCAUCAACAAAUACAACUUUAGUUUCCAUUUUGGCAAAUCUAGGCAGCUUGUGUAAUUUGAGUUCUUGGACAUGUGAUCACGAUGCCUGUGCAUGACGCACAGAAAGUCCCACGCUAAGAUUUAGUUUUCAAAAAGUUCAUAAUACUGAUAAUAAAUCAAAAUGAACUCUUUUGCGUCAGUGAAAUCCAGUUGUUCUUGUUAUUUGUAGCAGGUAAAAAAAAAAACAUGUCACCUCAGGCCUGCAGUGGAUUGGCUCUGUCCUGGAGCUCACAGGUACCGUUGCCAUAAACCUUGCCGUUGUCAUGACAACCAUUGCGCACAUUUGAUGAAAUAACCUAUUUGUCAUUGCAUGCCAGCUUUGUCGGCAUACACGAUUCUUUUGAUGUUGAUAUGAAAUAUCUAAGCAUUAAUAUCAUUCAUUUGAUAUUUGAGCCGGGCCUGGUGCCAUUUCAGUUCUGCUUUGUGACCUUAAUUAAAUUCAGUAAACUGAAUACAUUCAUGUACUGCACAAGAAAUGUCAUGUCAGUUCUGUGAAAACUGUGCAUGAGGCAUCUGAAAUUUCUCAUUCUGUUUUAUACUUAGACAUAAAUAUAAUCAUGUGAAUCAAUUUUUGGAUGCAUUUCAUUUUAGACUUGUGAUUUUUGUGCACAAUAUGUAAUUAAUAUCAAUAAUUAAACACAAUUAAAAUACUUUUAGAAUAGUUUUUUUUCAAUGAUUAUUUUAAUGAUUACUGUUGUCGUUGUUUUUUUAUUAUUUGUCUGUGCCUAUAAACAGACCUGUAACAUGGACUCCUUUUAUAAAAAUGAUAAAAUAUUCUUUGAGGCUGUUCUCAAGUGCAAAUGCAAAUGUAACUAUUAUUUUGCACACUUGUGCAUUUAAAUCACUAUGUGCCGAAAAUAGACAAAAGCAAUAAUUCCUUUCAAGCUAAAUUUGUAGAUCAAAGACAAGAAGGCCUGUGAAUAAAUACAUCAGUUUAUGGUCAUGCGUAGCUCAUGUUUACAUUUAUACCCAAAUAAAAUACUUCCAGUUGGUUUUGUUUUAUAAUUACUUGUUCAAAUUGUAUUGCAUUUUUAUUUGUUUUAUCAAAUAAAAACGUCCUAUAUUC